CCUGUCAAGUACUCGAUAGUUUGGCAUAGUCAGCUGAUGGCAAAAUGCAAUUAAACGUUUCCUGUAAUAUUUCACGAAAUCUAUUGUAAUUUUGUGCGCGAUCGUGAAAUUUGUUGAGAAUAAUCUGUUCAUAAUCUACUAAUCUUCUAUUUCAAGUUUUCAGAGAAAUAUAGAAGGAUUCAUAAGAUUUUUUAUAAUUAUUUACCUGAAGCAAAUCUACCAAAAACAAAAUGCCUCUAAGUGCAGAUAUAUCUACAGCUCUUCAUUUAUUAGAGCAUGUGCAAGAAAGAGUAGAAGACUGUAAUGAUCCAAAGCUACAAAUGCAUACUACUCAAGAUAUAAAAUCUUUAAUUUCUCUUCUGGAAGAUCCAGUAUUUCGUAGUAUAGUGACCAUUCAAGAUUCUCUGAUCGAAUUAAAUACUCAACUAGGCCAACAUCCAUCUAUUAUCCCUGGGGAUUUUGAUAUAAACAUCAGUGGACAACUUGAACUUUCUGUUCCUAGUACACCGGUACAACCACUUGGAUCAAAUGUAUAUCAAGAUCUAUAUCAAGAUAGCAGCGAACUAGAAGAUCAAAGAGUUCCAGUUGUUCCAUUGGUGCAUAGUAGCAGCGAAGAUACUAGUGCACAGGUUACAAGUCCAAGUCUUGUAUCGGAAGUUAUGGGAAUGCCUCCAAUUACAACAACAACAUAUGUUAAAGAAUUUAAGAAGGUAAUUGAAGCUGCAGCAAGAGGUCGUCAAGUGUUUACUGUGCAGUUGUAUAAACCAGAGGGUACUAGUUUGGGAUUUAGUGUGGUUGGUCUUCGCAGUAAGGAUAAAGGAGAGUUGGGUAUAUUCUUGCAGGAGAUACAACCAAAUGGCAUAGCUGGUUGGUAA
This is a messenger RNA of Apis dorsata (giant honeybee), 875 nucleotides long. Its product is annotated as patj homolog. The transcript has 5 exons. NCBI's taxonomy places the organism in Eukaryota, Metazoa, Arthropoda, Insecta, Hymenoptera, Apidae. Bases 231 to 875 code for a protein of 214 amino acids. The record is from RefSeq and is a predicted model, not a curated record. Gene Ontology annotation, molecular function: protein binding.